UUAUAACUUGAGGGCAGCUCAAUUCGCAGCUUACCCACAUGAAUUGUGUCGGCCGAGUGACCGCGAGGUUUCGUAUGCCGCUGCUGCUUCUUUUGUAGGAGGUUUGGUGGCAAUCUUGUGAUAUGGGGAAUACCGAGGGGCAUUUUGGGUGGUCUUUAAAUCUUGUAAUCGGAUGAUUGUGGUGGGGAAGGAGUGGUGACUGACGGAUUAGGUGGCCAGUGGGAGUAGGAGUGAUCUGCGAGUCAAAACACAAAUGAAAAUGGCGAUGUCGAUGAGUGUGGCAGUUGCAAAUCAGAAUUUUAUACAUAUAAUACCACCCAAGUUGUGGUCGAACAGGACAAUUUUGAGGCCUGUGCGUUGUUGCUCUUCACUCCAAGAACAGGUUAAUAUAGGGGUUGUGUGUGAACCUUGCAAUGACAAAGGAUGGUUGCUUUGUGAUUUUUGUAAAGGGCAGAAGACCAAUGUGAAAGCUGAAAAAAAUCGCAUCUACCGUCGUUGUCCGUCUUGCAGAGCUAUUGGUUACGUCUUAUGUUCGAAGUGCAAAGUCUUCAAAUGCAUAACGUUUCCAAAUUUUGGUGAUGGUGAGGACUUAACCAUUUGAACCCGAAGUUCAGUUUAAUUGCUUUAUCCUUAAGAAGACAUGACAGAAGAAGAGAUUCUUCAAAACUAAUAGGGUACAGGUUGAUCUGAUUAUUGAGUAGCUUAAAUUCUGGUCCUCUUUCUUUCAGGUAUCGUUGUAUUCUUAUUUUCUGUAGCGAACGAACAAUGCGAGUUGUGAUCCAUUGCAAAUCUUUGUUAUUGUAUUUGGAGUAAAUUGCAAUGCAAAUGUUAAAUAAGUUUCGGAUUAAAUGCAGUUGUGG
Molecule: messenger RNA, 860 nt
Organism: Ilex paraguariensis (yerba mate)
Lineage: Eukaryota; Viridiplantae; Streptophyta; Magnoliopsida; Aquifoliales; Aquifoliaceae
Source: the annotation of a GenBank genome assembly